This is a messenger RNA of Aedes albopictus (Asian tiger mosquito), 2277 nucleotides long. RefSeq names its product EF-hand domain-containing protein 1. Gene Ontology annotation, cellular component: mitotic spindle; axoneme. The transcript has 3 exons. Gene Ontology annotation, molecular function: alpha-tubulin binding. NCBI's taxonomy places the organism in Eukaryota, Metazoa, Arthropoda, Insecta, Diptera, Culicidae. The coding region runs from base 262 to 2220 and encodes 652 amino acids. Gene Ontology annotation, biological process: mitotic cytokinesis; cilium-dependent cell motility; mitotic spindle organization. The record is from RefSeq and is a predicted model, not a curated record.
UGCGGGUGAAAAUGCAACAAGUGAUUGCGUAGUAAGAGCACGUGUUUGCUUUUCCGGCUUUCCCCCUCAUCAACAUACAUAUUUAUUUGAAACCGCCGUUGUCACGAUUACGCGCCGGCGAUACUGUACCUAGCAACCAUACGAAACCGCUUGUUUAUUUUCUAGCAAAUUCCUUUCAGCCAACUCUUCUUGUCACCAAAUUUUCCCGAACAAGCCAAGUAUUUUCUACCAACAAAAGACUGAAAUCCCACCUCCCACGAAAUGGACGACCUUCCGAAACUGCCGGGAAACGAUUUUGCUAACCGACUGCGCCAGAAACAUCACAUCCCGCAGUGCUUCAAAUACCUCAACGGCUAUCCCAUCCCGAUGAAACCGAUCUGCGGCCUCGGCGGCGAACAGCUCAACGAAGAUUCCAUCUACUACUGCACCGAUGAAACGGAUUCCGUCCUCUACGACCCGAUUCUAACCUACGGACGCCUCCGAAAGCUCCCGGUCAAACCCUACCGGCCGCACUUUGUACUCUACGACCAGAAAACCCUCAAAUUCAACGCUUUCUUCCGGCAAGCGGUUCCGGAAUCGCCCAAGGAAACGUUCCGCAUCCGGUACGUCAACAUUUUGUACUUCCUGGAGGACGACACCAUGACCGUGCUGGAACCGGUCAUCGAGAACUGCGGUUACCCUCAGGGCCGUCUCGUCCGGAGAGGGCGGAUCCUGAAAAGCUGCCUCGGAGAAGCGUACAGCUGGAAGGACUUGAACAUCGGAAUCGAUCUGGAGAUUCACGGAUAUGUGUUUCACAUAACGGAUUGUGACCCGUUCACAAAGGAGUUCCUGCUGAGCAAUGGUAUCGAACUGAACGAGAUGGAAUUUCCGCCUCCGGAUCCGGCCAUGAACGAACGGUCGAUUAGCGAAAGGCAGAGCUUCAAGCACCACAAGAUGUAUCCGGUGCCGCAGGAUAAGUUGCGAAAAUACCUGGAGUACCAGGGGAAGGUGCUACACUUCGACUGCCUGCUGGAUGAACCGGAUCAACCCGGUGGGGAACGGAUGACCUACAAGUUGUUCUACUUCCUGGAAGACGAUACCGUGUCGAUCAAGGAACUGAAAGAGAACCAGGAAGGGCGCGACUAUUUUCCGAUGUUACUUCGGAAGCAGAAACUGCCGAAGAACUGGAAGGACGUGCCGGUGACCUAUCCUUCGAUCUGCAUGGAGCUCUCCGAUCAAGAAGUAUCCGAAUACUACUCUCCCCGGGAUCUCCUGGUCGGCGGAACCAUAUUCGUGUUCGGGCGGAAAUUUCUGCUACUAGAUUGCGACCGCUUUACCCGGUGCUAUUACGAAAGGAUGCUGAAAAUCAUUCAACCCGAUGCAGUGCAACUGGGUAGCCCGGAACGCAGAACUCCCCGCAAAGAAUUGCCGACCUAUCUGGGACUAGGGACUCCCGAGGACUCUAUUGCGUCGCAUCACAGUUUGGUUCCGAAGAGUCCCCGCAAGGACGUCGUAACCUAUUUGGUCAAUAUGAAUAAAUUCCUACGGUAUGGAUGCGUGCUGGACAAUGCCCAUCCGGAGGAUAGCAUUCGUCGGUUCGUGCUUAGCUUGUCCUUGGCAGAUGGAACAAUCACGAUCAUGGAGUCAACGAUUCGGAACUCCGGCAUUCGAGGUGGUCGAUUUCUGUCGCCCAAGAAGGUUUGGAAACCGGACUGCAACCCGGACGCCCCGGAAUACUAUACGGCCAAGGACUUCUUCAUCGGAGCAAUCAUCAUCGUGUACUCGCAUCGAUUUAGGAUCGUCAGUACCGAUCUGUACGUGUACCGGUACAUGCAAGCCCACCCGGAGAUGUUUGCCAGCAAUGCCAUCGAAACCGUCAGAAAUUACCUCCUGGGAGAGGGCCACCUCAAGGACGACCUGAGACAAGCUAUCGAAGAUGACUGCCAACUGUACGGACCUCCCCCUGCUCCGGAACCAAACGACGAUAAGGGCGUGGGCGAAGUGGACAAACGACUGCAGGAUUUUAAACUAAAUGAAUCAAAACCCGAAUGCAAACCUCUCCCCCCAGUGGCCAUAAUACCAGCCGAUACCCACCCGUGCCCAUCCCCAAUCAUUCCAGACGAGGAAAUCAAAAAGACCUACCACUCCCACGAGCACAUGGACCUCGCCCUACAAGGGCAAAUCGAAGGCGAGGACGUGGUGAAAGUAGGCAAAUCCGUCCGUUUUGAAGAUGGUUGCUAAGCGCACUCUAACAGAUAAGGGUCCUCCACAUGCAUCAUGCUUUCCACCAUUUCUCUC